CCUGAUUGGCUGUUGACAGAAGCGUGAAGAUUUAAAGAGCAGUAGGGAGACAGCAGCAGCAGCAGAACAGGGCCAGCGCACAGCCUCCAGGAACAUACUGCCAUCAAACCUCAUCAGUCUUCUUCUCUCUGCAGCUUCCUGCUACUCCAAAUAAGGCCGCCGCACAGACACCAUGAAAGUGGUAUUUGUUUUUGUUCUGCUCUUUGCUGCAGUUCUCUGCCGACCGGCAAGAAAAUUUUCGGACAGUUCUGCAGAGAGCUCUGAAGAAGCGGUCAGACGACCUGCAGCUUCGCUUUUCAGGAAACAGAUGGCCGAAUUGACUCGAUUCCGUGCGGCGCCAUUCAGGUUAUUCCAAAGGUUUUUAGCACCCAUUGUUGUUGGUUCAGAUGAGAGCACAGACAGUUCUGAUGAGCCGGCAGCAGUCGAGACUCCAUCUUUAGUCAACUUUGAAACUACGGACGAUGCUGCCACAGACACACCCUCCGUCGACAAUCAAGAUGAACCAAGUGAAGACAGCGAUGGUGAUGAUGACGACGACGAAGAGGAUGAUGAAUCAGAGGAAAGUGAAAGUGAGGAGGAAGAUGAGGAAGACAGCUCCGAGUCGGGCGAGUCUUCCACUGUCGCCCCUGAGACGGUCACCCCUGUAAUUGUGUUUGAAACUACAGAGGAGCCCCUGUUGCCCACCAUUGUCACAGAUACAGACUCAGGCCGCGGCGACAGCAUGGGAGGAUACCCCAGCCAGUACAAGAGCUAUGUGUAUCCGGAAGAGAAGACCUACCACAAGGCUCCUUCGCCUUACAAGUCCUAUGAAUACGUUGAAACGGGGAAAAAAUCGGCUUAUGACGUGCCCAUUGACAAUGAGGUGGAGAAGUCACCAGAGGUGUACAAGAGUGAGACUCACCAGGAGCACUCUGACCUAAUGGAGGAGGAUACCAGCACUCCUGAGAACCAGGAUGUUCUCCCAGAGGAGGAGGAGGAGGAGAACGCUGGCACAAGCGAUAGCGGAAGCUCCGCAGAUGUGGAGGAGGAGGAAGACGAGGAUUCUGCACCCGAGCAGAGCAGCGAGGAGGCUACAGCCACACCUGGAGCUGCAGACAGCGAUUCUGACGAGAGCGACAGCAUGGAGAGUGACUCGGACGAGCACGGGAUGGACGCUGAAACCACCACUGACGUCCCGGUGGUCAUCACCGCCAAAUAAGUCAUCCAGAAAGGGAGGUGUGGUGUCCCAUAGAUUGGUAUAAGGAGUCCAUGCCACAUUCAGGUGGAAUCUGUCCACUCCUGAGACACUUUCUACGGCAGGGACAAUCCAAGGCAACAAAUGCUUAUUUACUAUCAGUGAGUCACAGAGUCCAAAACAUAUUGGGAUGGGUAAUCAGUUCAAGCAUUAUAUAACUUUGAAGCCAUAUAUUUGCCUUGCGGGGGGUUCAGCUUGUUGCUCGCUUUAAUAUAAAAUCUGCUGGUGUCCUCAGUUCUUAGUUACACUACAUGUGGAUUCCCCCCCCCCCCAUGAUUACUGUAAUGUAUGAUUUUGUACCAUUUCGAAAAUAUAAAAUACAAUUAUUUUACAUAAAUCCACCCUGCAUAUGGCUUAUUUGUUUUGGUUCAAACUCUAGUGCCUUUGACAAAGUCAGAUAUUUGGUAAAAAUAAAUUUGUUGUGUAAAAAAUGCACAGUAUCAGUCAAAGUUCUGAGUCCACAUAAGAAGCAAGUGUGCCAAACGUUUGACUGCUUACUGUAUAUUCAGCCAUUAGCCACAUUUGUGUCUGCUACCAUAUUGUGACCGCAUUUGAGAGGAGAUCAUUAUAACUCCUAGUUGAGAGUGAAUUAAUCAUAACUAAAUCACCACACACUAACAGGACAAUCAGAAAUCUUUUCUAAUCUUUUAAAAAUGUGUGUUUUUUUUUUUUUAAUAAACUCUUUAAAGACAUGGA
Molecule: messenger RNA, 1930 nt
Organism: Phyllopteryx taeniolatus (common seadragon)
Lineage: Eukaryota; Metazoa; Chordata; Actinopteri; Syngnathiformes; Syngnathidae
Gene: spp1
Product: secreted phosphoprotein 1
Exons: 8
Coding region: 173-1198 (341 amino acids)
Biological process (GO): ossification; cell adhesion
Source: RefSeq, a predicted model, not a curated record